Molecule: messenger RNA, 899 nt
Organism: Brassica napus (rape)
Lineage: Eukaryota; Viridiplantae; Streptophyta; Magnoliopsida; Brassicales; Brassicaceae
Product: inverted formin-2-like
Exons: 2
Coding region: 108-602 (164 amino acids)
Source: RefSeq, a predicted model, not a curated record
AGUUUAGGUGAUUAGUUAACGGAAUUAGUUUAGAUGAUUAGUUUAGAAAAUUAUUUUAAACAAUUCGUUUAGGAUAUAUAUUAAUUUAAUUUUUUUAAAUUUUCUAGAUGGCUCCUAGACCGAGACCAGCAGCUCCUGCACCUACGUAUGCGGAUUUGUUUGGCGAUGGAUCUUCCUCUAGCGGUCCAUCGUCUUCUUCCGGGACAGUUCCAGACUCUCACACAUCUCGGAGAGUUCCUUCGACCCCUCCUCCUCUUCCAUCUCAGAUGCCUCCCCCACGAGCUCCACCUGUCGCCCCGGAUCAGCCUGCCCCACCGGCUGCAGUUCAUCCCGAUUUGCGGGUGCCAGCUCAUGCACCAUUCGCAAGAUACACCGUCGAGGAUUUGCUUGCCCAGCCCGGACGAGAGGGUUUACACGUUCUGGACCCCGAUAGACCCCCGGGUACUUAUUGGUUUGGGGCUAACAACCGUGUUAGCCGGAGCGUUUCAGAGACGAUGAAGGGAUAUUAUGACGGCCCUUAUCCCAACUGGACCAUGACUCCCGAUCACGUCAAGACGACGUGGUUUAAAUGUUUUGCGGUAAUUAUAUUUACAUAUUAUUAAUAUUUAUAUUGUUAAUUAAAUAAUUAUUUUUUUUUUUCUAAUCUUUUAAAAUGUUUGUUUUUUCAGCAAAGGUGGAACUGGUCCGUAGGAAUCACCGAGAGGGUGAAGAGCGAAUUUAUUGCAAAGGCGAAAACUCGUCUUUGCAACACCGUCUCCGAUUGGAAGGACAAGUGGGAGAUUUACGGCUAUGAGGGGAAGCCGAGCGGGGUCACAAAGGAAGCAUGGGAUGGCCUCAUCACCUAUUGGAACGAACCCAGCUCCAUCCGCAAAGCCAACUCCUGCUCCGCUUCCCGAAGA